Molecule: messenger RNA, 1041 nt
Organism: Glycine soja
Lineage: Eukaryota; Viridiplantae; Streptophyta; Magnoliopsida; Fabales; Fabaceae
Product: expansin-like A2
Exons: 5
Coding region: 118-903 (261 amino acids)
Biological process (GO): sexual reproduction
Cellular component (GO): extracellular region; plasmodesma; plant-type cell wall
Source: RefSeq, a predicted model, not a curated record
UUAGUUUCAUUUCAUUCUUAUCUGAUACCAAUGCCUUUUUGGAAAAAUGCUGACCUGUGAAACCUUAUAUAUAUAUACCUUGCUUUCUGAACCAACAAAACCAAACAACAAACAUUCAUGGCUUUCUUUAUUUUCUCCUUCCUCUUCCUUCUUCUUGUUUCAUCUUCCACUGCUUGUGAUCGCUGCUUGCACCAAUCCAAGGCUUCCUAUUUCUCCAAAGCUGCUGCUCUUUCAUCUGGGGCAUGUGGGUAUGGCUCUUUGGCACUAGACAUAAGUGGUGGACACCUUGCAGCUGGUGUGGCUUCUCUCUUCAAAGAUGGAGCAGUUUGUGGUGCCUGCUUUCAGAUAAGAUGCAAGAACCCAACUCUAUGCAGCAAAGAAGGUACCAGAGUGGUAUUGACUGAUCUUAAUCACAAUAAUCAAACUGAUUUUGUGCUAAGCAGCAGAGCCUUUGCGGGCAUGGCUCAAAAGGGUAUGGGCAAACAAAUAUUGAAGCUUGGCAUUGCUGACAUUGAAUACAAGAGAGUACCUUGUGAAUACAAAAAACAAAAUUUAGCCGUUCGUGUUGAAGAAUCAAGCAAGAAGCCAGAAUACUUAGCAAUUAAAUUUUUGUAUCAAGGGGGACAAACGGAGAUAGUAGCCGUUGAUGUGGCUCAGGUUGGGUCUUCAAACUGGAGCUUCAUGAGCAGAAGCGACGGGGCAGUGUGGGACACAAGCAGGGUACCCCAAGGUGCAUUGCAAUUUAGGUUAGUGGUAACGGCAGGGUAUGAUGGCAAGUGGAUUUGGGCAAAGAAGGUCCUACCUGCUGAUUGGAAAAAUGGACUUAUAUAUGAUUCUGGCCUUCAGAUAACAGACAUUGCACAAGAGGGUUGUUCCCCCUGCGACGAUGGAACCUGGUCAUGAUUCAUUGCUUUGCUGCUCAAGUAUAACUCACAUAUACACAUACAUAUAGCCAUAAAUUUUAAGAGUAAUUAACAAUAAGAGUCAUAAUUAGAAAUAAAAACAAUAAAUAUUAAUAAUGCAUUUUCGUAUUUGUUUGUA